AUGUCAUCAGCAAGACAAGGAAUACCGCAGGUGAGGAACCCAACAUUGGUGUCACAAACCACACCCGAACAAAGAUAUUGGCGAAGCUACAUCAGCCCACAGCUAAUCAAAGAGAAUCACUCGAUAAACCACAUUGAAUUCAACCCGGCUUCGCCCUAUGACUUUGCUGUCGUCUCAUCCACUAGAAUACAGAUUUUUUCUUCCAAAACCAGACAAAUAAUCAAGACCUUCUCUCGAUUCAAAGACGUGGUUUACUCUUGUAAUUUCCGUUAUGAUGGGAAACUACUUUGUGCAUCCGAUGCUAGUGGUCUUGUAUCCAUUUACGAUAGUUAUCAACCUCGGAACUUGUUGGUGAGUUUAAACCCGUUACUGCAUCCUACUCACGUCUCCAAAUUCCACCCGACUAUUGGAUCCAAUUUGAUAACUGGUUCCGAUGAUCGAAUUUUACGAGUGUGGGACAUUUCACAAACUUCUCAAGGUCCAAUCCAAGCUUUUGAUGAUCUGCAUCAUGGCGAUUAUAUAAGAAGUGUCAACUUUGUCCCCGGAGAUUCGAAUUUGGUGAUCACGGGUUGUUAUGAUGGGAUGGUACGAGUAUUUGACACCAGGGAUUCGUCGGGCGCAGUUGCUUCUUUUAACCAAGAAAACCCCGUGGAGGACGUACUUGCCAUCAAUGCAAGCACCAUAGUCAGUGCUGGUGGUCCACACGCCAAAAUUUGGGAUUUGACGAGAAACUCGCAAAUACACCAAUUGAAUAAUUUCACGAAAUCAACCACAUGUCUUUACGAUACAAAGGAGAAAGGGUUGCUAAUUGGUUCGUUGGAUGGCCAUGUCAAGGUCUUUGACUACAAUACAACCAACUGGGACGUGAAGUUCGGGUGGAAGUUUGGAAGUGGUGGAGUCUUGACAUGUGGCGUAUCUCCGUCUAAUUACAAACAUUUCGUUACUGGUUUGACAUCAGGAUUGAUUUCAAUACGUACAAAGACAACAGAACCAAAAGUAAAACAAGGUGUCAAGCAAGAGACGAGCAAUGCUUAUGCCCGCAUGAUGAAAGGCAGAGACUACAAGGGAGAGGAGGAGUAUGAAAUUGUAAAUAAUACCAGUGCACCACAAACCAAGAAAUUAAAACAAUUUGAAAAAUACUUGAACAGCUUCAAAUGGAGCGAAGCAUUGGAUAGCGCUUUUGCUCCAGGGUUACCCAAGGAACACACAAUUACCAUUUUGAAUGAAUUGAAAACUAGAGGAAAGACUAGGGUGGCCUUAUAUGAACGAGAUGAAAUCUCGUUAUUGCCUAUGAUCCAAUGGUUUACCAAAAACCUUGAAGAUGUUAGAUCUUUCAACCUUAUAAGUGAUUACAUUGCUGUGAUUUUGGAAAUGUAUGGGUCAAUGAUUGAUAGAAGCGUUGUGUUGGAGGAGAGUUUUAGUGUCCUUUUACGUAAAAUUGAGCAGGAAAUUGACAAGUGCAAAGAAGCUACUGAAAUCAAUGGUAUGUUGGAGCUAUUGACUGUAUAG
Molecule: messenger RNA, 1509 nt
Organism: Lodderomyces theae
Lineage: Eukaryota; Fungi; Ascomycota; Pichiomycetes; Serinales; Debaryomycetaceae
Gene: UTP15
Product: snoRNA-binding rRNA-processing protein
Exons: 1
Coding region: 1-1509 (502 amino acids)
Biological process (GO): rRNA processing; positive regulation of transcription by RNA polymerase I
Cellular component (GO): nucleolus
Molecular function (GO): protein binding
Source: RefSeq, a predicted model, not a curated record